Molecule: messenger RNA, 1609 nt
Organism: Cajanus cajan (pigeon pea)
Lineage: Eukaryota; Viridiplantae; Streptophyta; Magnoliopsida; Fabales; Fabaceae
Product: Calcium-dependent lipid-binding (CaLB domain) family protein
Biological process (GO): defense response
Source: RefSeq, a predicted model, not a curated record
AGGCGCAGAAUUAGCAAUCGAAAUAAAAGGAAUCAAAAGCAUCGAUCGGAAUCGCAGAGAGAGAAAGAAAGAGAAAGGGUUUGGUUUGGGCGUUGAGGGUGGUGGGAGAGCAAGAGCUAGGUAAACACAAACACCUUUCAUCCCUUCCAUUAUCACAAUUCACAGCAAAACAAUGUCUAUGCUAGCUGCCCCCUUCCAGCUUCUAGAAGUAAACGUCAUAUCCGCGCAAGACCUCGCACCCGUUUCCAAAUCCAUCAAACCCUACGCGGUCGCAUGGCUUGACCCGGAGCGCAAACUCACCACGCAAAUCGACCCCGACGGCCACAACAACCCCUCCUGGAACGAGAAAUUCGUCUUCCGCGUCGACGACGACUUCCUCACCGCCCAAGACUCCACCAUCAUGAUCGAAAUCUACGCCUCCGCCUGGCUCCGCGACGUCCUCCUCGGCACCGUCGGCGUCCUCGUCACCAGCCUCCUCCCACGCUCCACCAACCGCAAAUCCAAAAUCCGCUUCGUCGCCUUGCAGGUCCGCCGCCCCUCCGGCCGGCCCCAGGGGAUCCUGAACAUCGGCGUGAACCUCGUGGACGCCACCAUGCGCAGCAUGCCCAUGUACUCGGAGCUGAGCGCCUCCACCGUCGGCGACUGGGAGUCCUCCUCCGACCCUAAGAAACACAACCUCCCCCUCCCCCCCAGCCACGAACACACCGAUUACAAGCUCUUAACGCUGCAACGCUCCGCCAGCGAGAAAAACGACUCCACCAUCAACGACUACACCUACAACAGUAACAACUAUCUCCGACAGGACGACGCAGCUGACUACUCUGGAGGCUCUGAGCUUGGCUUGCCGCUAACCAAAAAAGGAGCCAUCAUGAACUUGAACGGCUCCCUCUGCUCCGAUGUGGGGCCCUCGCCCUCGGUGGUGGCGGCGGCCAUCGCCAAGGGGCUUUACCCGCUGCCCUUGAUGGCGCCGCGGAAGACGGGGGCGUUGGUGUUUGAUGGGUUGCCGGAGAGGGAGGAGGGGCUGAACCGGAGGAUUGACAGGUGGCAGGCGAAUGAGAUGCCGGCGGUGUACGACCACCUCGGGAACGGUGGAAAGAAUGUGAGGCAUAACGUUCCGGUGAGGGGUAAGAGUAUGAACCAUAAGCGCGGUGGUAGUCGUGGAAGUAGCGGUGGAGGGUUGUUCUCGUGUUUUGGAACUGCGAUGGGGUGUGAGUUUACGAUUACUUGUGGUGGGGGUCACCGGAAGAAGAGGUACGAGCCUAGUAGCAAGGCUCAUCUCACUGCUGCCUCUGAACUCACCUAUGAUGAAUCCUAUCUUUGACUUUGAGAUGCAUAAUUUAUUAAUAAUAUUAUAAAUAAUAAUAAUAAAAAAACAUGCAUGCAUGCAUGGGAUGGGCAUUGAGAAGUGAAAGUCAACGUCGGGGGAAUUUGAUUGAUUUGAGAUGCUGUGAAUUGGAAUGGGCAUUCAUAGUUUGGACUUAGAUGUAGGAAUUUUCCUUAUUUUGGAGAAUGUCUCGGGAUUUUCUUUCUUUCUUGACUGUAAUGAAGAGAUGAUGUAUGUUCACAUGAUUUAAUGAAGACUUACACCAUACGGGGUUGCAUGCUUUAA